Penaeus indicus is the source of this 3230-nucleotide messenger RNA. Its product is annotated as SH2 domain-containing protein 4B-like. Bases 376 to 2487 code for a protein of 703 amino acids. Lineage: Eukaryota; Metazoa; Arthropoda; Malacostraca; Decapoda; Penaeidae. The record is from RefSeq and is a predicted model, not a curated record. Gene Ontology annotation, cellular component: cytoplasm. The transcript has 10 exons.
GCGGGACGCCGUGGAAGUUGGAUGUGUUGUGCGGAGAGGUACGGUGGCCGCGCGUCGGGAAAGAAGUUAUUCAGAAACUCCGAAGAAAGACUCAGACUGGAUUACGUCGUGAGCGCCCAUUGAAGUCUCUCUGCAGAAAACGAGAGGGAAGUGAGAUGGAAUAAAAGGAAGGUUGAACAAAGACGCCGAUGAUGAGAAAAAACGAGAGAACGAAGCCGUUGAAAAUAGAGGUGUGAUAGAGUCGCCGAGUGGAAAAAAAGUGUUCAGAAAAGGAGUGGAAAUCGUAGUUUAAUUUUUUGAAGGAUCGUCAGCAUCAACAUCAGGAUCGUCGUCAGCCUCGUCAGCCUCGUCGCCGCCUUCGUCAGCCUCUGAGGCAUGAAGGUGCGGGCGUGCAGCAUGGGCGUGGGCGACGCGGGCAGCGGCAGCGGCUUGGGCAGCCCGCGAGUGUCGGGCGCGUCCAAGGUGCGGUUUUCGGUGCCGUCGAUGGAGUUCGUGUGGGAGACAGACCAGGACGGUGGCAAGAAAGUGACGUUCCUGGUGGGCAUGGAUGGCGAGCCCGUGGUGGUGGUGCUGGGCGACGGGCGCGAGGAGGUCGACACCAUCCUGGAGGAGAGGGCGAGGCGACAGGCCGAGCUGGAGGCCGACCUGCUCAAACGCGCGGCAGAGGAAGAGCUGGACAAGCUGGUGAGGCUGAGCAGGUCGACGGUGCAGGCCAUGGAGGAGGAGGCCGCGAGGAACCAGCAGAAUAAGGAGCGUGACCCAGCGCGAGAGGCCGUUGUGAGGUCCCUUCAGGAGGCCACAGUGGAGAUGGAGAAGCACAUCCAGGCGAUGGAGGAGACGGAUGUCCCGCCUUUAAAGAAGACAUCCACAUCCUCUCUCUCGUCCUCGUCCUCUGCUCCUUCUUCGCCUCCUUCCCCAGCCUCGACCACGUCCUCGGGAAUCGGCAGCUUGAAGCUCUCCUCGUCAGCUUCUUCCUCAUCCCUUUCGUCUCUGUCGUCCACCUCUUCGUCCGCCUCGCCUCCGUCGCCGCCCGCCUUCAGUAUCUCCCCCUACGGCGCCGGUUACAGUUCGUCCCCCCGAAAGCUGAACGGAAUGUCGUGGGAGAUGCCGGCCGCCUCCCCUGCCAAGGCGCCCCUCGCCCCGACCGCGUCCUUGCCCACGGUCAAGCCGCCCAUCCUCUCCCCGAAGCCCAGCCUGGCCAGCACCCUCAGCUUCCCCUCCAGGAUUUCCCACACGUCCUCCGGCCCCCCGUCCUCCACCCCGUCUUUCUCCGUCCCCACCACGCCCACGACAAACAGCGGAAGCCACACGCCCUCCCCGCCCUCGUCCCUCUCGUCUACCACGUCAAGCUUGUCGUCGUCUCUCACGCCCUCGCCGCCCCCCUCCUCCUCCCCCCCGCCCCUGUGCCCCCUGACCAUCGUGGAGCAGGACGACCUCUGCGACAGAGUGAAGGACGGCGACGCGGAAGCAGCCAUGACCGUGGGCGUAGCAGCACAGAUCAAACGUUUCGAACAGCUUUCCGAGGGCUCGCUGGAGGCCCUGAAAACGGCCACACUGGAACGAGCGAAGAAGCGGAGGCAGAAGGAGAUUCUGGAACACCUGCGGAGCCAGGUAGAGGCCGCCCGCCAGCAGGUAGCAGACACUACCCACAAGCAGACCAACGAGAAGGACGACAGCGCCUGGCAAGAGCAAGAGCGCAAGGCCAAGGAAGCGGAGAGACGCAUCCGCGAAAUCGCCCGCCGCGCCCGCGAGGAGCACCGAAGGGCGUCCACGCACUCGUCGCCAGCACACGCCAUCAAUCGCAACCUGAACGGCCUCACGCACAACACAGUCGUCAAGAACAACCUCAUCAAGAACGGCAUGAACGGCGUGAACGGCCACCAUUCCAGUGUCGGCGGAGAUAUUAAUGGGAACAUCAAAGCGAUUCAAGAAGACGUUAGUAACAACAACAACCAUAACAAGAGCAUUGGCAGCAGCAACAACACAGCAGUGAGCAAAGGCAGUCCGUUCGGCGGCUGCGUCCGUCAGAGGAUCCGGCCCCCGAAGCCCCCGUCCCGCGGCGCCAUCGUCGCUUGGUUCCGCGAGGAGGAGCUGCCCCGAGGAGCCGGCCUGGAGCCUUCGCGCACACGCGUCGCGCCCUGGUUCCAUGGUAUUAUAAGCAGAACAGAAGCAGAAGAGGUGCUAGCAGGAUCUGAAGUAGGUCGUUUCCUGGUACGAGUAAGCGAACGGAUAUGGGGGUACGCCAUUUCCUACCGCGCCGCUGACAGGUGCCGCCAUUACCUGAUUGAUGUCACAGGUGGAAAGUACACGUUCUUCGGCUCACACCAAGCAUCCCACGAUACUCUUGGUGAUCUGAUCGAGUACCACAAGAAGGAAGCCAUAACAACCUCGGGCGGAGAGCUGCUGACUCGUCCGUGCGGCCAAUCGAAUCCCAGGAAACCAGACUACCUCGAACUGUUCACCGGCACCCAGUACCUGGCACUUUAAUACUUCCAGAUUCACUUCCUUCUGUUCAUCAAAACAUUUCAUUUCAUAUAUAUAUAUAUAAAGUAUACUUCACGAUUUUGAAGCACGUCGUAUCACAGAUAAAUGCAAAAAAAAAAAAAAAAAAAAAAAGGAAAGCAUCUAAUGCACUGUGUAUUUCUUUGUAGACCUGUGCAGUUGUAGAACCUAAAUUAUGUAGAAGUAAUUAAGGAAUUUAUAACUGUUGCAUGAUAAAGAGAGAGAGAGGGAGGGAGGGAGGAAGAGAGUUAGAAAGGGAGAAGAGAAGUCACUGCUAGUCUUGCUGCCAGAGAUUCUGCUUGCACUGUUGAAUCCAUGAAAUGUCACUUAUCAUACAAAUGGUGCCAUCUGAUAAGUAGCCUUAGCAACGGCAUCGUGUUUUGUGUGCAAGACAUCGCCUUAUAUAUAUCACUGCAGGCUCUUCAAAGAAUUAGGAUGACCAAUAUGAAGUGAAGUACUUGUCUGUAUGUUUAAAUUCAUAUAAUAGUUUAGUUGCUGAGGUAGAUAAUACCUUCUAGCAACCAGUAGAACACUUUGAAAAGAUAUCAAGUUCAUUCAUAAAAUGGUGGACUAAUGUAGAAUGUCAUAUAAUUCUUAAAAAAAUCUUGAUCCCUGUGCUAUGAAUGUUAUUAUUAGUUUUGUGAUAUAGAUGUAUGUGUAUCAUUUAUUAAAAUAAAGAAAUGUAUAUAUUGCCCAUUAAAGCAUCUACAAAUAAAACAUGGUUCGUA